Molecule: messenger RNA, 960 nt
Organism: Moneuplotes crassus
Lineage: Eukaryota; Ciliophora; Spirotrichea; Euplotida; Euplotidae
Source: the annotation of a GenBank genome assembly
GUUUAAAAUCAAAUAUGUCAGAGUUUAACAAAGAAGGCAGUACUCCUCUAAUGUUUACAAACCAAAGCCCAAUGCUAGAUAACCUUCAUAUGAGUGGAGGAAUGUUUAAACAAUCACCAUUAACACUCAACAUGCUGUCUCAGCUAAUGAAUAUCAGCUCGCCUCCCAUGCUUGAGAAUCUUGGAGACGAUUCAGCAAAGAAGCUAUCACCUGAUAAAAAGAAGAUGGUCAAAUUUACUCCAAAAGCAUUCAGCCCAGUAAUGGAGUCUCCAACCCCUCUCAACAUGCUAUCAUCAAGCUUGAUGGCUAACAUUGGAAGCGGGUUAGGUCAAGGAAAUGUUGGAAACAGUGCAUUUUUGACUGCUUCAAAAUUUGCGCAAGAUAGUUUCAGAACUCCUGCAUUUAACAAAGCUCCAUCACUGCUUAUCCCAAAAGUUACCCCAAAGGCUGAAUCUGUAAACUCAGCUUCAAAGAUAUCCAAUACAGCAAAGGAGGAAGUGUACAAAUCUGAGACUUCCUCAAACACAAAGCUUCUUAAUGAUUUCAAGAGUAGAAAAUUUUCACACAAGGAUGAAAAAAUCCCUCUCCCAUCAGUUUUUGGAGAUGGAAUAAUCUAUGUCUCCGCGAAGAGAUAUAAGAGAAUCUUGAUCAGAAGGAAGAAGCGCAAGGCUGAGAAAAGACUUGUCCCAAAACCAAAGACUAAGACAAAGAGAGAACCGAUGCACCAGAGUCGUAGCAAGCUUGCCAAGAGAAGGAUCAGAGAUGAAAAUGGCAGAUAUAUCCCCAUCAAGACUGAUGAAGACAAGAAGAAUAAAGUAAAAUGUACAAGAGGAAGAAAAUCUCGGAAAUACUAUGAACUGAUGGAAAGAUUCGAAAAUGAAGGAAAUACAGAGAUGAUCGAAAAGCUGAAGGUGCAUGGGACCAAAGGACUUGACUUAUCGAAGUACGAAUAACUUAAUU